GUACAUUUUCUUUCUUUGAGCCAAUCGCUGUGAUUUCCACUUUGUAAAAGUUUUUUCAGCUCAUGACUAAAUCUUCAUUUGAGUGGGAAGACCUCAGUUGUGCAAGAGAGAGGCUGUGCCACAAUGAGAGGACUGGCUGUCUUUAUCCUUCUUGGUGCAUUAUCGAUGCCUUCAAACCUGGAACUUUCUCAACCCGUCUUCUUUUUUGAAACUGAACUUGGUGAUGAUGUGACUCUGAAAUGUUCAGCAACUGGCUUUGAUCAACGGUUGCUUUACUGGUUUAAAUUCCAGUUUGGAUAUAAGAUCCAGUUAAUUUCAAAAACCGCUGGAGGAGAACCAAAACUUGAAAAAGAGUUUGACUUCUCCAGAUUCAUUUCCACUCGAGCUGGUCAAGAACAUGUUCUUAUCAUAAAAAAUGUCAGCAAAGAAGAUCAAGGGACAUACUUUUGUCAGGCUGGAUCCUCAUACAACAUGGAAUUCAUCAAUGGCAGUUUGUUAGUUGUUAAAGAUCCUAAAACUAAGCACAUAUUCAACAACGUGGAAAAAGGUCCGGGUGUGGAGUUGGUCCAGGAGGGAAACACAGUCAAUCUUCAAUGUUCAGUUAUUUCAAAAACCAAAGAGAAUCCAACAGAGUGUGCAAGUGAACACCAAGUGUACUGGUACAAAGCGGCAUCAGCAUCUGGUCCACAAAUCAUUCACACAACCACUUCCAAGUGUGAUGUUCAAGAAAAGAGAAGAUGUGACUACCAUCUGUCAAAAACCAUACACAACUCCUCGGAUUCUGGCCUUUACUCUUGUGCUGUGCUCUCGUGUGGAGAAAUCCUGUUUGGUGAAAGGACUGAAGUACAGAUAAAGGGUGAACUUUGCUGGGAUGUUAUUACACUUGGGAUACUGUUAACCAUCAGUGUUUUUGUGAAUGUCAUUUUAAUUCUUUCCAGAAGAAAGAAGAAGCUUGAAUGUGUGCAACACACAGGAGAAGAUUCUUGUCAGGCUGAACAAGAUCAACCAGCAGAGGGGCAAGGAGUCAGUUUGGACAAUGAAGAAAACGGAGUAAAUUACGUGGCACUGGAGUUCUCUCGCAAAGCAGCAAGGUUGAAGAACAACACAGAGUUACUGAAUGACUGCAUAUAUUCAAAUAUGAAAGGACAGCCAUUCUGAACAUAUAGACUGUAUAACAUUGAACAUUAUUCAUUUAGGGUGUAUUCAGAUUUGACAAUUUGAUAAUCUGGAACAAAUUUUCAGUCUGAAUACACCCAAGUGAACCCUAAUCCAGGACCAGUAACCGCUCUUGAAUCCAUCUUUUGAGAUUGUCUUGAUUCGCUUUCAAUCGGACUGAGCUCUGGUUUGCUCUGAGUUUCCUCGGUCUGAAUAAGCUCUGUGUUCUGUACAGCCACCGUAGCCGGGCAUGACAGGAUGUAAACAGAGUAGGAAGGAAUCAACCAUGAUCAGAGCUAGCAACUCAUUGAAAUGUGGUCAGAUGAAUGCAGGCUCAUCAAAACAACUUUUGCCUCACUAUUUUCCUGACAAUCUAUGUCAAAAACACUGACUGUGUUUUUAAAGACCAUACAAAGAUAGCAGAUAUUUCACAAGUGUUGUUCCUGUAAUGUUUUACUCUGUUUGUGAGCGUCCAGCUGUAGCUCAAAGAAAGUGGUGACCUUUGAUUAUUGACACAUUUAGAUUUAGGUGGACUGUAUGCAUCAAAACUCCCACUGUAGAGCACUUUACACCUGACAUUUAGACCUUUAUAGGAAGGAGAACAGUCAAGCAGCAGACAGGAAACAGGAGGUAUAACAGCCCUAAGCAACAGCAUUGCCCCCAAAAUCAAAGCAACAGCACUGUGAAUACAAGCUGUCAAGGUUCAGAGCCUGUUUUUUUGACAGAGUGGUUUUUUGUUGUUGCUUUCAGCUCUUGCUAAAGAAAGAUGGCUUUCUACAGUCCAAACACAAAAGUUUUAGUGCUUUCUUAGUGGUUUACUCUUACGGUUUUAAGAAGACGACCUAAAACACAUGAGUCUUUUAUUGUGUUUUGGAUAAUAGUAUUCUUGCCGACAUGCUCGUGUUUUGUUAUCGUCAGUCUUGAAAAAUGUAUCUUCCCCUGUUUGGGGUAAUUUUUUCAGCACAACUUCACCUCCGUUACGGUUUUUUUUUUGGGUUGAUCUGCUAUAUUGUAAAUCUAAUCCAGAAGCAAACAAACAGAAAAGCUUAGAGGAUUUUUCAGGGUUUUUACGGUAAAAAUCACAAAUUUCUUUAUUUUAAACUUAAAAUGAAAAUAUAAAACAUAACACAAAGACAGUCACACACUUCAAAAACCAGUUGAAUUGGACAGUCAGUGCAUCUUUGAAUGAUUAUAGACAAGCCUUUUAAAAAUGAUUGUGUGAUUUAGACGUUGUGGAGAGUCUGUCAUCUCCUAAGGAUUAAGAUGUUACCAACUUAGAAAGACACUUUUGAUUCACUUCACCAUGCACAACCAAGUGUGGUAAAUGUAGUUCUUUAUAUUUGACCCAUUGUCUAAGUGUAGUGAACUCAACAGACACCCACAAAGACAAAGGCACUAAAGAGAACUGAUUGUGUGACCGCAGACAUGCCAUCACCUCUACACUUUGUUCUUUCUUCUAUUAUCACAACACAAGAGUCGAUCGUGGCGGCUCAUUUUUAUAUAUUUGUUCCGGCUUCUAAACAUUCAUUAAACUUAUUCUCUUUUUUUUCUCUUGAUUGAUCUUUGUUUUUUCUUUGUAAAAGUUUUGUUUGAGUUUUGUAUUCUCCCACCUUGGUGUUUUACCUCUAUGAAUUUGGAGGUAGGAACACCAAUGAUUACAAAGAACAGAAAAAGCUUUUUUCUCCAGAGCUGCUUCCUUUGCCGCACACUUACCCCCCACAAACCACCACCCCCAUCAAGCUCAGCUAACACACUUGUUUCAAUACGGAAGCAUAGUCUGUAUAACUCUGCAUUUGUAUAGUUUGAGUACAUAUUAUUUAUGCAGCCUUAAUAAUUUAUUACCCCCCCUCCUCUUUUUCUCUGACACCCAUGGAUCAAUAUAUCUUUUUACAUUGUGUUUAUACUGUUGGUAUUAGUGUAUUCUACUUAAUUGUGUUUGGCUUAACUAUUUUUUUACCAUAUUUCAAUCUGUGAGAUGUUUAUAAUACAAACAUUUGAAAUGACAAUGAUCCAUGAAUAUUUGGAUACGUACAUUUUUUCAUACUUACCCACAAACAUAAAGCAUUUUUUUUUGUAUCUGUACAUUUUUACAAGUUCUUAAUAUUCACCAUUACACUCUAGUUUAUCUCAUAUUUUGCCUAAAAUACUGUAAAUUCUGGCUUUUCUGUACUUCUGCUUAGAAAUCAAAGUUUGUCAUUCUCUAGCUGCACCUGUACGUGUAAAAUAACAAUGUUUGUUUUAAUCUUUGUUUUAAUCUCAGGAAUGCAGCUCAACAACAGUGCAGAGUGAUAUUUGACAUGUCCUCCAUAGUGACAAAUGUGUAUCUAUUUAUGUACAAAAAUAAUAAAAACAUUUUGAUUGUUCAGCAUGA
Oryzias latipes (Japanese medaka) is the source of this 3526-nucleotide messenger RNA. Its product is annotated as neural cell adhesion molecule 1. Lineage: Eukaryota; Metazoa; Chordata; Actinopteri; Beloniformes; Adrianichthyidae. Gene Ontology annotation, biological process: response to bacterium. The record is from RefSeq and is a predicted model, not a curated record.